Amaranthus tricolor (Joseph's coat) is the source of this 2230-nucleotide messenger RNA. Its product is annotated as polycomb group protein EMBRYONIC FLOWER 2-like. Gene Ontology annotation, cellular component: nucleus. Gene Ontology annotation, molecular function: chromatin DNA binding. NCBI's taxonomy places the organism in Eukaryota, Viridiplantae, Streptophyta, Magnoliopsida, Caryophyllales, Amaranthaceae. The transcript has 15 exons. The coding region runs from base 570 to 1835 and encodes 421 amino acids. The record is from RefSeq and is a predicted model, not a curated record.
CACUUUCCCGCAAAUGCUUCCACGCCCAAGCCUCGACUUCUUUCCCCUGCUCCUUCAACUGGUCAUCUCCUCAGUUUAUUCAACUUCCCUUUAUUCUUUGUUGUUAUUCAUGUCCUCCUUUCCCUCUUCUCCAUUUCUCCUUCUUCUCAUUGUCCUUCAUUUGCUUUACAAGUUCUUAUUGAUUUUCUUCUGAGUUUGUCCAUUUUAGGUAAUUGAAAACUUUCACAUUAUUUAUAUGCAUAUUUUCAUUUGGAUUAAAAAAAAAGAUAAAACAAACUGCCAAAAAAUCCCCUAUAAGAUUAGGCAUGAUUUACCACUCACCUAAAUGACCGUGAUUUAUCUAAAGUCUCUCUCGUCGACAGCGAAUUCAACUAGGAUUAUUAUUUACUUCUAACAAAUUUGAAACGUCUCUUCAAUUAAUUGCGUCACAACUCUCAAAACACGUCGCCUUUUUUACUUCUAAUUCUAGCUCAACGUUUUCCCAAUUCCGAAUUCGCUGUCAGCUCCAUCGAGAUCUUGCCAUUGCAUCAGGAUUUUACUAGUUAGGACAUUGUCUGGCAUAAAGCUCAAUGUGCCACCAAAGCUCUUGUCCGUGUGUGACUGUGGAAGAGGAUGUUGCUGCUGAAGAAUGUCUCUUAGUGUAUUGCAAACCUGUCGAAUUGUAUAAUAUACUUCAACGUCGUGCUCAGCACAAUCCUUCAUUUCUUGCCAGAUGCUUGAACUACAAAAUCGAGGCAAAAUGGAAAAGAGUAUUGAUGGAUGAAAAUGUAAUAUUCAACUAUAGGGACCACAACAACCUUCUUAGGAAAACUGAAGUUACAAGACAUUUUUCAUGUCCUUUUUGUUUGGUGAGAUGUGGAAGCUUCAAGGGCCUCCGCUGUCAUUUGAUCACAUCACACGACCUUUUCAAAUGUGAAUUCUGGAUGACUGAAGAGUAUAAAGCCAUUAAUGUCUCUGUCAAAACCGAAGCACUGCUUUCAGAGAGUGAUGCUGAUGCAGUUGAGCUUCGAUUGCAGUCAUUUAGUUUUUAUUCAAGGCCUCGAAAGCGCAAGCGUUUAGAAGAUCCUCUUGAGAAAGGAAAAUAUGUAUUUCCACAUGUCUUGGAGCCAGCCUUGCCUGUUCUGGCCACUGAGAGUAAUGAGGAUACCAUUGCAUGUCCAAUGUCACAUAAUCCAAGAACAGGAGAGUAUUGUUACCUCCAUGACAAUGGAAAUGCAAAUGGCAUGGAUUGUGCGGCAGCCAACGGUAAUCUAGGUGUUCCAGUCGCUAGAGCUCACUCUCUUGAAGAUAUAGACUGUAUUCAAAGUACAUGUGCAGACAAGAAUACGUCUUUGACUCUGCUUCCAGCUGCCAAGUCUAGAAAACUUUCUUCCGAUCGAACAGAGCCUAGAAGUUCUAUCCUCCUGCAGAAGCGACAAUUUUAUCAUUCUCAUAGAGCUCAGCCAAUGACUUUGGAGCAAGUAUUGUCAGACAGGGAUAGCGAAGAUGAAGUGGAUGAUGACAUUUCUAAUCUUGAAGAUAGAAGAAUGCUUGAUGAUUUUGUGGACGUGACCAAAGAUGAGAAACAUCUGAUGCAUCUAUGGAAUUCUUUUGUUAGAAAGCAAAGGGUUCUGGCCGAUGGUCACAUUCCUUGGGCUUGUGAGGCAUUUUUGAGAUUACAUGGCAAAUUGUUUAUUCAGUCCUCCGCUCUUUUCUGGUGUUGGAGGCUAUUUAUGAUCAAACUCUGGAAUCAUGGUCUUCUUGAUGCCUGCACUAUGAACAAUUGCAGCAUAAUUCUAGAGAAAUACCGAGAUGAAGCUUCGAUAAAAGAAGUGCUUGAACAUCAACAAAACUGAGCUGACGGAGAUGAUUUUCGUUGAAACUCAAAGGCAAGUGGAUAUUGCCCUCCGAUCCAUAGGUUCUAGCUUCAUUUAGCAAAGUCGUCAAUGGCUUCCAUUUUGUGCAUUCCCCUAUGAAGGGCGUUGGUGUUUUUAUUAAAUUAUUGAAACUAUGUAAACUCAAAUACUUUUAUAGGAUUAUGUUUCAACUCGUAUGCAAUGAUAUCCUCCUAAAAAGUUUCAUCAUUUUGAUCUUGAUGUACUAAGUUUGAUGAUUUGAUGAAUUUGAUCGGAGGGAUCGUUCCAAAUGAUGUCUCAAGAUUAGUUAGAGACGAGUCUAGAACAAAAUCAAAUGAUGUUGAUAAUAUUUUUAAAUAUGUGUUUAAGGAAGGUUGAACCCAGAGUUGAAUUCA